AUGAAGAUCGAAGAAGUAAAAUCAACCACAAAGACUUAAAGAAUCGCCUCUCACUCUCACGUUAAGGGUUUGGGUUUAAAUGAAGAAGGUACUGCUGUUGCAGUCGCUUCUGGUAUGGUCGGCCAAGAAAAUGCUAGAGAAGCUGCUGGUGUUGUUGUUGAAUUAAUUAAAACAAAGAAAAUGGCUGGUAGAGCUGUCCUCUUAGCUGGUCCUCCCGGAACUGGUAAGACUGCUAUCUCACUUGCCAUUUCUUCUGAAUUAGGUCCUAAAGUUCCAUUCUGCCCAAUGGUCGGUUCUGAAGUUUACUCCACAGAAGUUAAGAAAACUGAAAUUCUUAUGGAAAACUUCCGUAGAGCAAUUGGUUUAAAGAUUAAAGAAACAAAGGAAGUCUGGGAAGGAGAAGUCACUGAACUUAAGACUGAAGAAAGAGAAGAAGCUUAAGGAUACGGUAAAAUAGUUAGCAGUGUCAUUGUUACUUUGAAGACUUCUAAAGGUACCAAGCAAUUAAAGUUAGAUCCUUCUAUUUAUGAAAAUAUGCAAAGAGAAAAAGUUAGUGUUGGUGAUGUUAUCUACAUUGAAGCUUCAAGUGGUAAUGUCAAAAGAGUUGGUAGAUGUGACGCUUAUGCUUCUGAGUAUGAUUUAGAAGCUGAAGAAUAUGUCCCCUUACCAAAGGGUGAUGUACACAAGAAGAAAGAAAUUGUGUAAGAUAUUACUCUCCAUGACUUGGACGUUGCCAAUGCUCGUCCUCAACACGGCUAAGACUUUGUUUCUCUUAUGGGUCAAAUCAUGAAACCAAAAAAGACUGAAAUUACUGAAAAGUUACGUCAAUAAAUCAACUAAAUCGUUAAUAAAUAUAUUGACUAAGGUAUUGCUGAACUUGUCCCUGGUGUGCUCUUUAUUGAUGAAGUCCACAUGCUUGAUAUUGAAUGUUUCACUUAUCUUAACAGAGCCUUAGAAUCAACUCUUGCUCCUAUUGUUAUUCUUGCUACCAACAGAGGUAUGUGCACCAUUAGAGGAACUGACAUAGUAUCUCCUCAUGGUAUUCCUAUUGAUUUGUUGGACAGACUUUUGAUUAUCAAGACUGUUCCUUACGGAUUAGAAGAUUUAAUUAAAAUUCUUGCUAUCAGAGCUUCAACUGAAAGCAUCAAAUUAUCCACUGAAGCUUUAUCAUUUUUAGGUCAAGUAGGUAGCUCCUCUUCUCUCAGAUAUGCAGUUCAACUUUUAACUCCUGCAAGUGUUUUAGCUCAAACAGAAGGAAGAACCGAAAUUACUAAGGAAGAUAUUGAAGUUAUUAAUAAAUUAUUCUUAGAUGCUAAAUCUUCUGCUAAAUUAUUAAAUGAACAAGCAGAAAAGUAUAUCAGUUGA
This is a messenger RNA of Tetrahymena thermophila SB210, 1365 nucleotides long. Its product is annotated as holliday junction ATP-dependent DNA helicase RuvB. The transcript is spliced from 6 exons. Gene Ontology annotation, molecular function: DNA helicase activity; ATP hydrolysis activity; ATP binding. The record is from RefSeq and is a predicted model, not a curated record. Gene Ontology annotation, cellular component: Swr1 complex; Ino80 complex; R2TP complex. NCBI's taxonomy places the organism in Eukaryota, Ciliophora, Oligohymenophorea, Hymenostomatida, Tetrahymenidae. Gene Ontology annotation, biological process: box C/D snoRNP assembly; regulation of transcription by RNA polymerase II; chromatin remodeling.